AGGCCUUCCACCCUUUCCCCCAGAGACCUCAGCCUCUGUCCGUGGUGUAUCCUCGGAUGUCUGCUGUACCCUCUUAGAUAGCACUUCCCUUGUCUGACGUGAGUCUCCAACUUCAACGUCUCCACCCGACCACUUUUUCCCUUCCUCCCGAGGUCUCCCUGCCAACGCUUCCCCUUUCACAGACAGCGCUUUAGCCGCCGACUCAUCCCCUCCCGUCGGCAACUCAUCCAUCCCACCGCCCUUAGAACCACCGCCACCCCUGUGGUCCGAGUGUCCAACCCUCCCUUCAUCGCUGUUCACUUCCCCCCCCUCACCUCUCUGUGCCAUGGGAAGAACACACCGCAAGCGGUGCGCUAAACACGUCGCCCCUCCUUCGGUGCCAGUGACGUGGAAUCGGCCUGCGGUGUUUGCGCGUCUCGAAGUUGCUUGCGAUCAAAGUGUGUUUCUUAGGCCUUCGUGGGCCGGGAACAGCAGGGAAAUCAAACACUGAAAAAAGGGGGGCACGCGACGUCAGCUGACGCGAGCGAAUUGCGCCGCUCUACCUGUACCUAGCCAACUGCGCCGCUUCGCUUUCCCUCCAACUCUCUCUCCCUCUCUCUCAACUAACUGCAGUUCCCUCAUAAGCUCAUCAUUCCAACCAUAAACCCACACCUCCUCAAUUCUAGUCUCCAACUCAUACACUUUUCAUGACCUUAUUUGACGGUAUCUCAACCAGACCUAACUCCAACCCUGCUCCCAGAGCCAUGAUUUUCAAGUCCAUUGCAUCACGCCUCAACAUAUAGUCUAUACUGCGAUUAACCUAUCCCAAGUCUUCUUACCCUGACCUAACCUAGGGUUGACUUAUUGCACGACACAGCGCGCGCGGCGUUGCGAGCGUGUCACCGCCGUGGUUGUGUUAUUGUCGAGCAGCAGCUCGCUGUAGCAGGGUGCUUACAGUCAUGGCGCGACAAGCACGAGGGACCAUGGCAGCCGGGCGGUACGCGGAGUGCAUAAAACUCACCACGAUCGUGCGCAAGUGGGUGAGGAAGACCUAUUUCUCGUCCUUGGGAUGUACAGCCUGCGGCGGGCUUGGCAGAUGUACGAGUGCGCCACGCGGGAAAGCCUAGCGUGCCACACUCCACCACACUCCAGAACAAAUCUCCUCCGACGCUUUAAGCAACGAACUCUACUCCUCACUUGGUCUUGGCCUCCUGCAGAUUUGCCUUUGUGGUGUGCUGUUGGAACUGGUGUCGGUUCGUCCCUCUGCUACCUUCAUCCUACAGGUUGAGCGCCUGACCAAAAUGAUCCUGUCCACAAACAACAAGUUCCGGUGCCCAUUUUCCGUGACGAACUACGGAGGAACAAGAAGUUUCUUUAUGUUUUCCUUGGGAGUGUGGUAGAUUGGUGGACACAUUCAUGGAGAUUCGUUUUGGGUGUUUGAGCGUUAUGCGUGACUUGAUGCCGUGAUGGAAUGACGAGCUCAAGCACGCCCCCGAUGAAUAAACACGUUUUCCAACACGUUUUUCCACACGUUUGUACGACUUUACCUACCCCUACGGCCCGUCAUGGCCAAGCUGCUCUACACUCCCAUCACACACAACUGAGCCACCCGAAUAAUCGAUCACGCUAGCGUAUGACACGUCGUCUACGAGAUUCGCGUCGAGUUUGGUUUGGAGUAUCGCUUUGCGGCGAUCAGCAGCUGUCACCGAUGUCAAGCGCCGACCAAGAACGAGGCGCCCGUCACGCAGAAGACGAGGACGCCUGCAUCAACGAGUUGGUGGAGAUGAGGGUACAACAACGACUGGCCGACAUAAGACGGCAACAAGACGAGGAGGAGCAGAGGACAGAGAACGUCCGGACCGGAAGCGAGCACGAGGCACGCCACCAGCAACAAGCGGGGCGGCCAUCGGCGAACCCGGCCGUAGAUGACAUCGCCCGCACUCUCGCCGACGCCGUGACCAGCCGCCUUCAGGUAUCACCCGCAGACACGGGUAGAGUACCAAGUAGCCCAGCGACCCUUAGAAUGACUGAGGCUAAGCGCCUAGCGCCUUGGGAUGGGAUUUUUAGGCAAGGGGAAGAUGAGCAGGCAAGAUUUUUUAUUUUUCGAUCGAACAUGAUUGCUAUGUUUGCGCAAGAAGGAGUCAGGGAAGUGGUAUUGAGUGACCACAGAAUUCCAGUCGGGCUCGAAGGAAUAGACAUGGAGGACUUGCGUAGGAUGCACUCGCCUGAUAGUGUAGAGAAGGCAAUUACGGCGUGGAACCUGCUGAUCACGUCUGUAACAUACAUGCCUAUCCUCACCCAGAUUAUCACUGAUGGUAGUCCAAGUGGAGGUUGGAAAAUAUGCCUCAACUAUUACGAGCCGCGUGCCAGAGCCGAGAAGGAAAGGUUGUCAUCCCAAUACCACGGUCUUGAGAUGAAAUCAGGAGAGACCCCCCAAGAAUACUUCGGGAGAUUUGCUGUUUUGCGCAGUAGGCUAGCCUCGCACGGUGUUACUUUCUCCGACGAAGAUGCCAAUGCCCACAUGGUGUACCACCUUUCCGACGAGUACACGAUGGAAAAGAAAAUUCUGACUAUGUCACCGAUUCCCCCCUCGCGCGAAAAAAUCGAAAAGGGGUGUACGAGAUGCCCAUGCGGAAUUGCUUCGCCGUCGUGAGGAGGAACCAAAGAAUGGCGCGGGGCACGCGUUUGUCGCUUCCGGUGGUAUCCGGGGCGAUGGACGUGUCCAAAAUGGGUCGAGUGGAAACGGCGGGGGACAGGACGGAGACGGAGGCGCCCGGAGUCGGAGCAGGAGCAGAGGGAGAGGAAACAAGAAAGCAGGAGAGAGCGGAGCCGACAGCGACCACUGCUACCUACAUCCGCACUUGUCCCACACCAACGCCCAGUGCCGCACUCAACGCGACCGUCAGAAGAAACAGGAGCAACAGCAGCCUCAGCAACAGCAGCAUCAGCCACAGCAGCCUCAACAGCAGCAUCCCCAGCAACAGCAACUUCAUGGACCGCCGCAGCAGCAGCCGAGCUACAGCAGUGGGGGGGGCUGGGGCGGUGGGCCUCAGCACGGACCUCACAGCGGCUACGGAGGACAGCAUCAGCACAGGUAUGCAGCUCCCCCUCGUCCGCCACAGCCGCCGUGGCGGCCUCCGUACGGGCAUGCAAAUGUGACGCAUGCGAAUAGUGCUAUGCCUGGCUAUGCCCUACGGGGGGUCCGCGUAUGGUAGCGAGUAUGGGGGUGGGAGCAUAAACAACAACAACAGCAGUAGCAGCAGCAGCAGCAGCAGCAGCCUUCGCCAGACUACUACCAGCAACAGCCGUACUACCCGCCUCCGACGUCGUACUACCAGCAGCAGCAGCCACCACCGCAGCCUCCGCGACCGCCGUCGUUUCAGCCGCAGCAGCAGCAGCAGCAGCAGCAACACUUCACCCAUGCCCCGCCCCAGUCGCCUUCUCCCGGAGCAGCAGCUUUUCCGCCUGGGCAUCUGCACUCCCUGAUGGCACACUUUGUGUCCGCUGACGAGAUGAGUUCGCUUUCGGUUUCGAGUGAUGUAGGCAGUGUCGCAUGUGGUGAUCUUGGUUUUUCUUUGUCUGCCCAGAGUUGCGAGUACAGUCCUGGUAGGGAAGUAUUUUGGUCUGAUAGCGGUGCAAGCAACCAUUUUGUGAGUAACAGCUCCAAAAUGUACAACAUCUCGCCUGUUCCCCCCGGCAAAGAAUACAUCAGAGUAGGCAAUGGUGCUCAUUUGCGCGUGGAGUGUGUCGGUAGUGUCAAUCUGGCAUUCCAUAUGGCAGGAGGCCGCUCGGGAGAAGUGGAUUUUUGUGCCCAAUUGACAGACGUGUACGUGGUGCCAGGAAUUUCGUUCAACUUGUUCUCCCUGCACCAAACGCAGAAAAAGCACAGGAUAGUGUUGGAUGAGAGGGGUGUGCACCUUUUCGGCGGUCGGCUUAGUUUCGCAUAUUCGGAUAUCGGAUGCUCUCUAUCGGCCACCCGCUUGCCUCCCUCGUACCGCGACGGUGAUGUAGUCCCCUCUACCGUUGUCCCUCCCCCCGUUGUCCGCCAAGCGUCUGGCGUUGGCACUGGCCUUUUCGCCCAAAACCCCCCUCCCCCUUCUCAGAUUCCAGGAUCGGGUGCAGGGUACGGUCCGAGUUCGAGCUUCCCGUCCACCGCUCCCGCCGAUGUUGCACCUUCGACUUCGAGCUUCCCGUCCAUCGGUACUGCCGGUGUUGUACC
Ectocarpus sp. CCAP 1310/34 is the source of this 4198-nucleotide messenger RNA. Lineage: Eukaryota; Phaeophyceae; Ectocarpales; Ectocarpaceae. The record is from the annotation of a GenBank genome assembly.